Molecule: messenger RNA, 1275 nt
Organism: Setaria italica (foxtail millet)
Lineage: Eukaryota; Viridiplantae; Streptophyta; Magnoliopsida; Poales; Poaceae
Product: SPX domain-containing protein 1
Exons: 3
Coding region: 171-1019 (282 amino acids)
Biological process (GO): cellular response to phosphate starvation
Source: RefSeq, a predicted model, not a curated record
GUCGUCCGGAAUAUUCUGACCUUCCCCAUCACCACCCGGAUAUCCUCGUUCGUCCUGCUCUGCAUCCGCCCCCUAUUUAUCUCGCCUCCUCUCCGACCUCCCACACACACUCCCAUUCGACCACGAAUUCCCCACCGAUUUGAUCCGAUUCUGUUCUUCUUCUCACAACAAUGAAGUUCGGCAAGAGCCUGAACAACCAGAUCGUGGAGACGCUCCCCGACUGGCGCGACAAGUUCCUGUCCUACAAGGACCUCAAGAAGCGGCUCAAGCAGAUCGGCGCCGGCUCCGGCGAGCGGCGGAGCAAGCGCCAGCGCGUGGAGGACGGCGGCGGUUCCUCGCCGGCGAUGACCCCGGAGGAGGCCGGGUUCGUCGCCCUCCUCGACGCCGAGCUCGAAAAGUUCAACGCCUUCUUCCUCGAGAAGGAGGAGGACUACGUCAUCCGGCAGAAGGAGCUGCAGGACAGGGCGGUGAGCGCGGCGGAGACGGGGUCGGCGGAGGAGCUGCUGCGGGUGCGGAAGGAGAUCGUCGACUUGCACGGCGAGAUGGUGCUGCUCGAGAACUACAGCGCGCUCAACUACACCGGACUUGUCAAGAUCCUCAAAAAGUACGACAAGAGGACCGGCGCGCUGAUCCGUCUGCCGUUCAUACAGAACGUGAUGCAGGAACCCUUCUUCACCACCGACCUCCUGUACAAGCUCGUCAAGGAGUGCGAGGCGAUGCUGGACCAACUCCUGCCACGGAGCCAGCAACCGCCGGCGCCGAGCGACGACGGGAGGGAGGACAGUGACGGUGACGACAAGCCCGUGGACAAUGCCAGCUCCUCGCUGGCCAACGGCGGCGGCGGGGCGCUGGAGCUGGAGGAGAUCGAGGACAUGGAGAGCACGUACAUGAAGAGCACCUUGGCCGCGCUCAGGUCGCUCCGGGAGAUCCGGAGCGGGAGCUCCACGGUGAGCGCCUUCUCCCUGCCGCCGUUGCACGGCGCCAACGGGCACGUGGAGGAGCCGGAGCAGGAGGGUUGAGGUGGGAUGCGAGGGACGAAAUGACGGAGAAGCCUGUCCUAGGUGGCUGGCCUGGUUGCUAUGAUGUGUACAAUGCUGCUUCUCGCUUGCACAGUUGCUCAAUCUUAGACCUUUGCUCAGAGAAGAUUUCUUACUUUGUUUAUGCACCAUGCACACAGCGUUUGUUUUCACACAUAAUGUGGGAACUGCUGUUUGUAAAAGUGGGAUAAAGAAUACUUUGAUAAGUCACAAAGUUUGCAGUACAUAUUGCACAAGA